Messenger RNA from Sesamum indicum (sesame), 2047 nucleotides. The record is from RefSeq and is a predicted model, not a curated record. Lineage: Eukaryota; Viridiplantae; Streptophyta; Magnoliopsida; Lamiales; Pedaliaceae.
AUGUCGAUGGUGGAUGAGCCACUGUAUCCGAUAGCGGUACUAAUAGAUGAAUUAAAGAAUGAUGACAUUCAACUGCGUUUGAACUCUAUACGUAGACUAUCCACCAUUGCGCGUGCACUUGGGGAAGAGAGGACUCGGAAGGAGUUGAUUCCAUUUUUGAGUGAGAACAAUGAUGACGAUGAUGAGGUGCUCCUUGCUAUGGCUGAAGAAUUGGGUGUUUUUAUUCCAUAUGUUGGAGGAGUGGAGCAUGCUCAUGUCUUGCUCCCUCCUCUGGAAACACUAUGUACUGUGGAAGAGACCUGUGUGAGGGACAAAGCGGUGGAGUCAUUGUGCAGAAUUGGAUCACAGAUGAGGGAGAGUGAUUUGGUUGAUUCGGUUAUUCCUCUUGUGAAGAGGUUGGCAGCUGGUGAGUGGUUUACGGCUCGUGUCUCAGCUUGUGGAUUAUUUCAUAUUGCUUACCCGAGUGCCCCAGAUCUGUUAAAGACAGAAUUAAGGUCAAUAUACAGCCAAUUGUGUCAAGAUGAUAUGCCAAUGGUAAGAAGGGCUGCUGCGACAAAUUUGGGGAAAUUUGCUGCCACUGUGGAAGCUGCUAAUCUCAAGACUGAUAUCAUGUCUAUGUUUGAGGAUCUUACCCAGGAUGAUCAAGAUUCUGUUCGCUUACUAGCAGUUGAGGGCUGUGCUGCUCUUGGCAAGUUGUUGGAGCCUCAAGAUUGUGUUGCCCAUAUUCUCCCUGUAAUUGUCAACUUCUCACAGGAUAAAUCUUGGCGUGUUCGCUACAUGGUUGCCAAUCAGUUGUAUGAGCUUUGUGAGGCUGUGGGACCUGAACCUACUAGGACGGAUUUGGUUCCUGCUUAUGUGCGCCUACUCCGAGAUAAUGAAGCAGAAGUGCGAAUUGCAGCUGCUGGAAAAGUUACAAAAUUUUGUCGGAUCCUCAAUCCGGAACUUGCUAUUCAGCAUAUUCUUCCCUGUGUAAAGGAAUUAUCAUCUGAUUCUUCACAGCAUGUAAGGUCAGCUUUGGCAUCUGUCAUUAUGGGAAUGGCUCCUGUGUUAGGAAAGGAUGCAACAAUUGAACAACUUCUUCCUAUAUUUCUCUCCCUUUUGAAAGAUGAGUUUCCUGAUGUUCGCCUCAAUAUUAUUAGCAAGCUAGAUCAAGUCAAUCAGGUUAUUGGAAUUGAUUUACUCUCACAGUCUCUAUUACCAGCUAUUGUUGAGCUUGCAGAGGAUAGGCAUUGGAGGGUUCGGCUUGCCAUCAUAGAAUAUAUACCUUUAUUGGCUAGUCAGUUGGGUGUCGGAUUUUUUGAUGAUAAGCUGGGUGCUCUUUGCAUGCAGUGGCUGCAGGACAAGGUUUACUCUAUCCGGGAUGCUGCAGCUAAUAAUUUGAAGCGUCUGGCUGAGGAGUUCGGUCCAGAGUGGGCAAUGCAGCAUAUAGUUCCCCAGGUUUUGGAUAUGGUAACCAAUCCGCAUUAUUUGUAUCGGAUGACCGUUCUUCAGGCAAUUUCAUUACUUGCUCCUGUCAUGGGUUCUGAGAUUACAUGUUCUAAGUUGUUGCCUGUGAUCGUUACUGCAUCAAAGGAUAGGGUACCCAACAUCAAGUUUAACGUGGCUAAGGUGUUGCAGUCCAUGAUCCCCAUUGUUGAUCAAUCCGUGGUGGAGAAAACAAUACGCCCCAGUUUGGUGGAGCUUUCUGAGGACCCUGAUGUAGAUGUCCGUUUCUUUGCGAACCAAGCACUUCAGUCGAUCGACAAUGUGAUGAUGUCGAGCUAGACAAGUUGAUGCUGUUUAAUUCCCAUGGCCGCUGCUGCUAUUCAUAUGUCCUUUUCAUUAUAGUGGUCCUGGAUAGUAGUCCUUGAUUUGUUUGAAGGAUCUAAAUCUUACAUUUCACGCCACUAUUUGUAUCUUCACUUUUAUCCGUCCCUUUUUUGCGUCCCUUUGGCUUGCUGGCUGUUACUAGUGUUUAAAGGGUAGUAUACUGACAUAUGUAUGGCUAAAAUCUAACGCUGUCAAAGUUUGAAAUGAUAAUUUUAGGGUGUCUAUUCGGUUCUUGAAA